Iphiclides podalirius (scarce swallowtail) is the source of this 1038-nucleotide messenger RNA. The record is from the annotation of a GenBank genome assembly. NCBI's taxonomy places the organism in Eukaryota, Metazoa, Arthropoda, Insecta, Lepidoptera, Papilionidae.
AUGCCUAAUAUUAUAAAUGAGGUUAAAUUAGACUUCAAGGAUGUGCUACUCAGACCGAAAAGAAGUACUCUGCGUAGUAGAAAUGAUGUGGACCUUUAUCGUGAGAUAACAUUCCGGAACUCCGGGCAGACUUACCGGGGAGUGCCCGUGAUGGCGAGCAACAUGGACACCGUUGGGACCUUCGAGAUGGCCAGGGAACUUUCCAAGCAUGGACUUUUCACCUGCAUCCACAAAUACUACACUGUGGACGAGUGGAAAAACUUCGCCAACGAACAUCCGGAAUGCUUGGAACAGAUGGCCGCCAGCUCGGGCACCGCCGAGGCGGACUUCGACCGCCUCUCGGAGAUCCUCAACAGCGUCAAGGAGCUGAAGUUCGUCUGCCUGGACGUCGCCAACGGCUACUCGCAGCACUUCGUCGAGUACGUGCGCAGGGUCCGCGCCGGCUUCCCGACGCACACGAUCAUCGCCGGCAACGUGGUGACGGGAGAAAUGGUCGAAGAGCUCAUAUUAUCAGGAGCCGACAUAAUUAAGGUGGGCAUAGGGCCGGGUUCCGUUUGCACCACGCGGAUCAAGACUGGGGUGGGCUACCCGCAGCUGUCGGCCGUCAUCGAGUGCGCGGACGCCGCCCAUGGCCUCAAGGGCCACAUAAUAUCCGACGGCGGCUGCGCCUGUCCCGGCGACGUGGCCAAGGCGUUCGGCGCCGGGGCCGACUUCGUGAUGGCCGGCGGCAUGUUCGCCGGCCACGAGCAGUGCGCCGGCGAGGUGGUGGCCAAGCCGGACGGCAGCAAGGUGAAGCUGUUCUACGGGAUGUCCUCGUCGACGGCGAUGCUGAAGCACUCGGGCGGCGUGGCCGAGUACAGGUCGUCGGAAGGUAAAACCGUGGAGGUGGAGUACAGGGGCGACGUGGCGGUUACCGUGAAGGACAUCCUCGGCGGGCUCAGGUCCGCUUGCACGUACGUGGGCGCGGCGAGGCUCCGCGAGCUGCCGCGCAGGGCCACCUUCAUCCGCUGCUGCAGGCAGGUCAACGACACCUUCUCG